UGUACUGGUGGUUAGACAGAUGACAGCUGUAAACAAGCUCCGGUACUUUGAGGAACAGUCAACGGUAAAAGCUCGGUGAGGAAUAACUCAGAGUAGCCGCCACUUUACUAGCCCUACCUAACCAGAUGGUGAGGAGUAAAGCCUUAGCCCGUUGUGGGCUGGUUCUGCUCAGUUUGUGGUUGUGUAUCCAGUCAGUGCCUAUCAGUGUGGACAAGGCCAAACAAAAUCCCAAAGAGGAGGAGCUGGGGCCACCCCAGAGUGCUGACACCGGCCUGCACUAUGACCGCUACCUCAGGGAAGUCAUUGAAUACCUCGAGAAAGACCCCCACUUUAAAGAAAAGCUUAAAAAUGCCAAUAUGGAUGACAUUAAGCAAGGCAAACUUUCCAAAGAGCUGGACUUUGUUCACCACAAUUUUCGGACUAAGCUGGAUGAGCUGAAGAGGGAGGAGAUGAACAGGCUGCGGAUGCUCAUCAAAGCCAAACAUGACAUCCAGGAAGGGAAUGGCCAUACAGUUGACCGCCAGGCCCUACUGAAGCAGUUUGAGCAUCUCAACCACAUGAACCCAGACACCUUUGAGGUCGAGGACCUGGACCGCCUCAUCAAAUCGGCAACCAAAGACCUGGAGAACUACGACAAGGACCGCCAUGAUGAGUUCAAGAGGUACGAGAUAAUGAAGGAACACGAGAGAAGGGAACGCCUGAAGAACUUGAAUGAGGUGGAGCGCAAGAAGGAAGAGCAGCACUAUGAGGAGAUGAAGAAGAAACACGCCGACCAUCCCAAAGUUAACCACCCUGGCAGUGAGGACCAGCUCAAAGAGGUGUGGCAGGAGGCAGACGGUUUGGACCCAGAAGACUUUGAUCCCAAAACUUUCUUCAAAAUGCACGACAGCAAUGGAGACGGCUUCUUCGAUGAGAGUGAGCUUGAGGCUCUUUUCACUAAAGAGCUGGAGAAAGUGUACAACCCUGAAAAUGAAGAGGACGAUAUGGUUGAGAUGGAGGAAGAGAGACUGCGAAUGAGGGAGCAUGUUAUGAACGAGGUGGACACCAACAAAGACAGACUUGUGUCACUGAGCGAGUUCAUGGCAGCCACUAAGAAGGAGGAGUUCUACGAAAAAGAUGAAUGGGAGACUUUAGAUCAGAACCCAUUGUACACUGAUGAAGAGCUCAGAGAGUACGAACAGCAACUGGUCAACGAGGAGAACGACAUCAACAAGAAGUCAGUCGAGUUACAGAAACAGCGGGAGGAACUUGAAAAAAAACAGGAAGAACUUAAUGCUCAGAAGUUAGGGCUAAAGCAGGCAAUGGAAGAAAUGGAAAGAGUUAAAGUUCAAAGCUCUAACAUAAAACAGCCAGGAGUUUCUGUAACUGAGGGUCAACCAGCACCAGUUGUACCAGGAAACAGUCAACCACUGCCCCCUGUUCACCAGCAGCAGGAUGUACCAGUGCCAGGACACUCUUAGCAGGCCCCACCACUCUGUGUGCUGCAUGAGUGAGUGUGUAUGUGUUUUUGUGUUUUAAUGAUUCAAAUUUUAUGUUACUGUUAAGGAUUUUCCAAACAUCUUUUGACAAUGAUAGAUCUAAACAUCAAAGGCACAUAAAAAAAAGUGAUUUCAGGCUAUUGAAUCAGUCCUAGUGCCAGUGAUGCUCUUUUUCUUACUGGCCAAAUUGGCUGAAUGAGCCAGAUUUGAAAUGUGGAUCUGGUCCCGUUUUCUACGUGGACAAUCAACCCUUUUGUUUUUUCUCAUUUGAUCUUUUAUCACAACAAGGACUCUGUUCUCCAUGGGGAGUUCUUCGGGGUGAAAUGGGGAAGGCGGCUGGCCUGAUAACUGAAUGUUUUGUUUUGUGCACACUGUACUUUAUUGUCACUGGUACUGUCUCUUACAGGAAAAACUUUGAAAAUGUAUUUAUUUUUGUGGUAAACAGAGACAAUUCUUUCUGAAAAAAAUGAAUGUGAGAAGAGUAACUUACUUUAGAAGAAAUUAUUCCAGAUUAUAUGAAGAAGUUUUAUACUCACAUUAAAUGCACAUUCCUUCUGUAUCACUUGUAUUUUCUAGCUGUUGUGUGUUUUGGACUAGGUGAUUGUGGAACAGAAUCAACAGAUGAAGUUAGAUAUAUACAUAUAUAUAUUUAAAUCUUUAAUUUUUUAUAAUUGUGUUGUGUUACAGUAAUAACUGUAAAUUCUAAAGUGGUUGUUUGUGUACAGUAUGUGUCGGUGUUUGGAAGUGUCUGUGAAUUUGUGUCACCUUCAAUAUUAGAGAACUUUUAUUUAAUGUCCACAUCACUGUAAACGAGGCAUCAGCAGCUUCGACUUGGCCUCAUCUGUGUCAUUGGAGAUAGGAAACCUGAGUUAAUCUCCACAAAGAAGCGCAGCAUAAAAAACAGACUCUUUAUAUCAGAUUAAUAUAAGAAAUAAAAUUAGAAUAUAAACACAGUUGGAAAAACAACCACCUCUCUGUACCCUGCUGUAUCUGCUUGCUACUCUAAGUUUGUUUACACCCCUUUAAACAAAGAAGUAAAAUCUGUCCAACCAACAUCUAGUAUAACAAAUUCAUGAAAAUGUUGUAGAAAGUUUGAAUGUUGACAAUAAAUUUGAAUGAGCUUGCAA
Stegastes partitus (bicolor damselfish) is the source of this 2605-nucleotide messenger RNA. Its product is annotated as nucleobindin-2. The coding region runs from base 126 to 1460 and encodes 444 amino acids. Gene Ontology annotation, cellular component: endoplasmic reticulum-Golgi intermediate compartment; extracellular exosome. The transcript is spliced from 13 exons. Lineage: Eukaryota; Metazoa; Chordata; Actinopteri; Pomacentridae. Gene Ontology annotation, molecular function: calcium ion binding. The record is from RefSeq and is a predicted model, not a curated record.